Molecule: messenger RNA, 2646 nt
Organism: Rhodofomes roseus
Lineage: Eukaryota; Fungi; Basidiomycota; Agaricomycetes; Polyporales; Fomitopsidaceae
Exons: 17
Coding region: 1-2646 (881 amino acids)
Source: RefSeq, a predicted model, not a curated record
AUGGACACGUUCAUCGGGACUAUACACAGUCCAUUUUCCGAUGCCCGGCCUUCACUGCAAGAGAUGCAGCCUACAAACACAGGGCUUGGCCCUGGGCCUUCGAAUUCAGUGCCACCGGUCGAAAUGCAGAUUGAGUCGCCCAGGGUCCCGGACUGCAACUCCAGCAAUUGUCCCGGUCGCAGUACCUCCGGUGGUGGACCCCUCACUCCGCCAAUUGUGGCCUUUGGGCUGCAAUCACAACCGCGUUCCACCAAUGUGCAGCGCGUUCAGAGCGCGCAACUAAUUCCCCUUGAUUCCUCACAACGCGGUCAGGCGCUCACCGCACGCUCGCAGCGCUCACAGUUUGUGCCUGGUGAGACAAUUGACAUUGUACUCUUCCCUUGUUCGCUUGAAGAGGGUAAACGAAUCUUCAACCGCAGCUUCAGUAUGCCAAAUGAGCAGAAGGCAGCGUUCUUUGCUGCGUUGAAGGGAAAUUGGACGCUGCCUGCAAUACGUGCGGAUGGCAGUGACAAGAUCAAGUUCAUCAAAGCCAGCCCACAGCAUGCUUUGAACGGAUCGUCGACACUGACUUCGAUGAAACCCAAGUUUACAAAACUGCGCGGUAUCUUUACACCGAACCAAGCGGUUGUUCCUGUAGUUCCGAUCGACGCGGCAAUCUUCUCUGCUAUCACCGUGUUUGUGACAGAGACAUUCCCUCAUCACGAGCUUCUGCAUCGAUGCUAUGCGACCCGUUUCUUUGCACAGCUUGCGCGUUCCUCACCUAGCCAUACCGAUGACACCGCCGAUCCCGCUGUGCUAUGCACAACCUGCAGUUGCCUCUCAAAUGUGCCGUCUAUCCCUGCGGACUGGAUUCCCAGCCCAGACUCGGAGUCCAGCUCACAAGCCGCUGUACAUCCUUUCGUCCCUGGGCCAUCUGUACCUAGCCCUGCGCUGUCUAUGUCUGCUCUCCCCGAAGCGGACCCUCCUGUUGUGGCGCCUCAGGCUCGCAAUGAGGCGACUGUAACUUCCCGCACUGGGCGCAUCAUUUCAAUCUUUCCCGCUCCUGUGCCUCGCUCCGGGCACUCCAUUACCACUACUGGUACGGCUGGUGCGGGUAUCCCAGCUACUGUCAUUGGAGUCUCUCGCGCACGUUCGUUGAGUAUGGAGGAUUUGUCUGCGGCUCCGCCUUCCCGUCGCCAACGACAGCAUGAACCCGGUGUUCCAUCCCAGAACACUGAUCUGACAAGGGAUCUGACAAGGCCGGGUGCUUCCACGUCGCAUCCAAUCAUCGUCGAUAUACCGUCCAUAUGGAAGGAUGAGCUGGCAUUGCCAGGAGUCCCCAAUCUGCGGAUGACCCUGGACUUUCAGAACGCGUUUGUCCAUGCUUCUACUGUAGCAUGGCGGAAGGACGGCGAGGACCAGCUGCACGUCAAUUCCAGUACUCGCCAGUCGAGUGCCCGCGCAGUUGUCACUCAUAUUGCCCACUUCAUUCGCCGCAGGGAUGGGCGAGCCGCAGGUCUAGGAGGCUACAGGGAACCGCGCGGCACUACAAUGUGGACAGCACGCCUUUCAUCAUACCUCCACCCAUUUAGUCGUGACAUAACCAUCGGACCUUCUGUUGGGCGUGGGCCCGAGGUUGCGACAUAUCUCGAGAUCCUGAGAUCUCUUGUCGACGUACAUGACAAUACUCAGUUUGAGUAUGCUCGGCAUGUCGCUCAGCCAAUGGCUAUGCCAUGGGGUCUCUGGGAGGAGCGUAAUGGCUAUGUUGUCCCUGUGUUGGACGAUGUAGCCUCCGACACAUUGGAGGAUGACCGCUUCGGCAUCUUGUCCGCACAGGGCAUGGUUGCUGCCUUAGUGAUGGGCCGGUUUGCCCUUGCACCUAGGCCGAUUCAUCCAGUCCUAAUCCUCUGGGCGCUCUUGGGCGACAGCGCGUUCAAGAUGUCGUUUGAGCUGCUUUUGCGGCUUGACCCGAUUGCUGCCAACGAGCUCCGUCCAUGGUAUGCGCUCAACUUCGACGAACACCUUCCCUCGCAUGAGGGAUACCAUUCAGAACCUGUAUGGGCCCUUCUCAUGGGACGUCUUGGUGUUCAGCCUCAACGUAUUGGCUUCACUCCCGAUGCUUCCAGCAGAAUCCGAUAUACACGCCAGCUCGUAUGUGCCACAGUGCUGGGCAAGACCACCGCAAAUGCGCCAGAACUGGAAGCUUUCCGCAACGGUUUCACGGUACAAUUUGGGGCUGCGGAUGUGGAGCGCUUCUGCGAUCUCUUUGCGAAGCCGGUGUCGGUAACAGGUGGCAGUCGCACGGCGAGUUUGGACCCUUUUGUGGUCGUACAAACUCUGUACAGCCGUACAAUCAAGAGCCCUCAAGACGUUGCGAGGCUUAUGACCUAUGCGCCUAGUAUGCUGGAAUCUCUUGCAUCGACCCCAGCGGAGCGCAAGAUCCAGGAGCUUUACGAGGACAUGUUUGAGUGCCGCCUGCUUCGCUGGCUCUAUGGACAAGGCCAUCCCGACCAUUCUAUGCUCCGUGACGCGCCGGUGCCGUUACUGAGAGCGAAGAGCUACCUGUUGAUCCCAAUUGGCGGCUUGAUUUCCAGUUUCGUCAUGCGCACAACAGCAGAGAUGAUGCAGUUCUGGAUCUUCACACCUGUGUCGGAUACUGUGUUGUGA